AUGGCCAGGCCGUAUCCAGCGUCCUAUAAAGACCAGCUGUCCUCAAAGGAACAACCCGGCUUUCUAGCCAGUCAGCAGCUCCUGAGCCAGGCGGGCCCCAGCAACCCUCCUGGGGGGCCCCCAGCCCCUUUGGCCCCGUCCUCCCCUCCUGUGACUGCUCUGCCCCAAGAUGGAGCAGCUUCGGCCACCAGCACCAUGCCAGAGCCAGCAUCAGGAACUGCCAUCCAGGCAGGGGGUCCAGGGACCCCUCAGGGGCCGACCAGUGAGCUCGAGACUUCUCAGCCACCAGUGGAGACUCACGAGGCCCCGCUUGCCGUGCAGCCCGUUGUGGUGGGCCUAGGACCUUGCACUCCAGCUCCAGAGGCCGCCUCAACCAGGGAGGCCAGUGCCCUAGGGGAGCCCCUGCCAGCUCCUGCACCUGAGCCCAGCCCCCACAGCGGGGCCCCACAGCCCGCCUUGGGUCAGCCCACUCCUCUGCUUCCCGCCUCCAUGGGGGCUGUCAGCCUGGCCACUUCUCAGCUCCCAAGCCCACCCCUGGGACCCACCGUCCCCCCACAGCCACCCUCGGCCCUGGAGUCGGAUGGGGAAGGGCCGCCCCCCAGGGUGGGCUUUGUGGACAGCACCAUCAAGAGCCUGGACGAGAAGCUACGGACUCUGCUGUACCAGGAGCACGUGCCCACCUCCUCAGCCUCAGCCGGGACCCCUGUGGAGGUGGGCGACAGAGACUUCACGCUGGAGCCCCUGAGAGGGGACCAGCCCCGCUCCGAGGUCUGCGGGGGGGACCUGGCCCUGCCCCCAGCGCCUAAUGAGGCAGUUGCAGGGCGUGCCCAGCUGCCCCAGCCCUUGGUGGAAACGUCAGAACUGGCCCCCACUCGAGGGGCUGUGAUGGAGCAGGGCACAUCUUCGUCAAUGACAGCAGAGGCGUCUCCCAGGAGCAUGCUGGGCUAUGACAGAGAUGGAGGGCAGGUGGCCGCAGACUCCCGUGUGGUCCCCAGCGCCCCCCAGGAUGUACCUGCUUUUGUGAGACCUGCACGCAUGGAGCCCACAGACAGGGAUAGUGGAGUCGCUGGAGAAAGCUCACCAGAGCCCCCUCAAAGUGGUGUGGGCAUUUCCACAGCGGGUGGCCAGGCCAGCCACCCCCAGACACUCGGCGCUCGAGCUGCGGGGUCCCCUCGGAAACGUACAGAGCAGCAGGAUGUCAGCUCACCAGCCAAGACUGUGGGCCGCUUCUCGGUGGUCAGCACUCAGGAUGAGUGGACCCUGGCCUCCCCCCACAGCCUGAGGUACUCCGCCCCUCCCGACGUCUACCUGGACGAGGCCCCCUCCAGCCCCGAUGUGAAGCUGGCGGUGCGGCGGGCGCAGACGGCCUCCUCCAUCGAGGUCGGCGUGGGCGAGCCCGUGUCCAGCGACUCUGGGGACGAGGGCCCUCGGGCGAGACCCCCGGUGCAGAAACAGGCAUCCCUGCCGGGGAGUGGCAGCGUGGCCGGCGACUUCGUGAAGAAGGCCACCGCCUUCCUGCAGAGGCCUUCUCGGGCCGGCUCGCUGGGCCCUGAGACGCCCAGCAGGGCAGGCAUGAAGGUCCCCACGAUCAGCGUGACCUCCUUCCAUUCCCAGUCGUCCUACAUCAGCAGUGACAACGACUCGGAGCUCGAGGACGCUGACAUCAAGAAGGAGCUGCAGAGUCUGCGGGAGAAGCACCUGAAGGAGAUCUCUGAGCUGCAGAGCCAGCAGAAGCAGGAGAUCGAGGCUCUGUACCGCCGCCUGGGCAAGCCACUGCCCCCCAACGUGGGCUUCUUCCACACGGCACCCCCCACUGGCCGCCGGAGGAAAACCAGCAAGAGCAAGCUGAAGGCGGGCAAGCUGCUGAACCCCCUGGUGCGGCAGCUCAAGGUCGUGGCCUCCAGCACAGGUCACUUGGCUGACUCCAGCAGAGGCCCUCCCGCUAAGGACCCUGCCCAAGCCAGUGCGGGGCUCACUGCAGACAGCACGGGCCUGAGCGGGAAGGCAGUGCAGACCCAGCAGCCCUGCUCCGUCCGGGCCUCCCUGUCUUCGGACAUCUGCUCCGGCUUAGCCAGUGAUGGAGGCGGAGCGCGUGGCCAAGGCUGGACGGUUUCCCACCCAUCGUCUGAGAGAGUGGCCUAUAAGUCUAGUAGCAAACCUCGUGCUCGAUUCCUCAGUGGACCCGUAUCUGUGUCCAUCUGGUCUGCCCUGAAGCGUCUCUGCCUAGGCAAAGAACACAGCAGUAGGUCCUCCACCAGCAGCCUGGCCCCAGGCCCUGAGCCAGGCCCCCAGCCCGCCCUGCACGUCCAGGCGCAGGUGAACAACAGCAACAACAAGAAGGGCACCUUCACGGACGACCUGCACAAGCUGGUGGAUGAGUGGACGAGCAAGACGGUGGGGGCCGCACAGCUGAAGCCCACGCUCAACCAGCUGAAGCAGACCCAGAAGCUGCAGGACAUGGAGGCCCAGGCAGGCUGGGCUGCCCCUGGCGAGGCGCGGGCUAUGACCGCACCUCGAGCAGGAGUGGGGAUGCCACGUCUGCCCCCAGCGCCCGGCCCUCUGUCCACCACGGUCAUUCCCGGAGCCGCCCCGGCCCUGUCCGUGCCCACACCAGAUGGUGACCGCGGAACCGCCCGGAGAAACCAGGUGUGGUUUGGCCUCCAAGUCCCCCCCACCGCCUGCUGUGGGCACAGCACUCAGCCGCGAGGGGGACAGCGGGUGGGCAGCAAGACUGCUUCCUUUGCGGCUUCAGACCCUGUUCGCUCCUAGGUUGCUGUGGUCCGCGCGCCGUCUCCACACCCACUUCCUAUACUGGAGUCGGUGUUAGGACCUCGCCGUCACCCUGCAGAAGCACAGUGCCUUGAAUGCCAGCUUUCCUGUCCCCUGAUGAAAAGAUGCGUUUAAAACAAUUAUCGGAAAAGGUUUCAUUUGCAAUUGGCUUGUGCAUUGAUAAUCUUUAUUUACUGUUUUAAGUUGCAGAGAUGUGAAUGGUUUACAAAUCUGAAGCUGAAGUUCAAUCUUUGGUUUUCUGUUGUAAAUGCCUUUUUAAAACAUUGAAUUAGCUACCUUAAGUAUUGAAGAGCUUCCAGUGCUAGGCGAGCCCUGCUUUGUCCUCAGUAGAGUGCCGGUUCCCUGGGCUCAUCCAGGGGCUGAGAGACGGCAGGACGCCGGGACAGGGCACACUGGCGGAGCUGCUUGCUCAGUAGGGAAUGUCAGCUGCUGCACUGGGCCAUGAGAAAUCCGCCAGAAAACGUUAGGUGAGCAAACAUGCCCUCGGCGCCAGUGGGCUGCUGUGAGGAUAAGGUGUGUGUUGGGCAUAGAAACUCUGGCUGCCCGCCCACCCUGUGGAGACAAGCACAGCUCCUUCAGCUGGAGAGGCUGCCCUUUCUCCUGCCCACUUCCCUCCCUUCUCCGUGAUUUCCAUGGAGGCCUGUGGCUCUGCUCACCCCUAGCACGUAGACCGCUCUCCUGUCCACCACUAAGUCUGCCCUGCGGAGGGCAGGGUCAUUCUUCUCCUGGAGAUUUCAGUGGGACUCGUCCCCAGCGGGCACAACACAGCCCUUGGUGGGAGGGGAAGGCCCCAGCCUCCUCCACCUCCUGCUGGAAAGCAGACUGCUUGGGACUGCCCAGCUGUGAAUUGUAUAGUUUCUGUACUUAUUAGAACUGGGUAAAUUAUUUUGGUUCAAAUCUAUUAUUCCAUCAAUUCAGUUAGAAUUGAAUUUUCUAGGUGUUAUGCAGAAUCUUCUGCCAGGGCACGAUGCUGUCGUAAGAGAUUUCUGUUCUCUGUACUGGGCCCCCUUGCCCCGUUCCUUGAGUGAAGUGGGGGCUGCCCUCACCUGGCCCCCUUGCCUGUGAAUCCCUUCCUCGUACACGGUGGUCAGUGGCACGGAAUCCCCAAGAGACUGUAUAUCUGAAGGAGAAAAAUAAACACUUUUGCUCGAAAACA
Messenger RNA from Piliocolobus tephrosceles (Ugandan red Colobus), 3946 nucleotides. Its product is annotated as serine/threonine-protein kinase WNK2-like. Lineage: Eukaryota; Metazoa; Chordata; Mammalia; Primates; Cercopithecidae. The coding region runs from base 1 to 2769 and encodes 922 amino acids. The transcript has 12 exons. The record is from RefSeq and is a predicted model, not a curated record.